This is a messenger RNA of Dermacentor andersoni, 2846 nucleotides long. The record is from RefSeq and is a predicted model, not a curated record. NCBI's taxonomy places the organism in Eukaryota, Metazoa, Arthropoda, Arachnida, Ixodida, Ixodidae.
GACACGACGCAUCCUGUCUAUAUUUUUCUGCCCCCUCUCGCAUUGUUCCGGUCGUCUCCUAAUGCGUAGCUCAUGUCUGUGUUUCUUUUACUAGUUGUAAUAUUGUUUUGCUUUGUAUUUUCUUUUUGUCUACUACUGCCCUACAACAAUGCCUUAGAGCGUAGGUAGGCAUGUAAAAAAAGCAUGUGCUUAGGCACACGCUUGCUGCGCAAUGUGACAGACGCGGCGAUCAUCUCAAAGAACUAGCUGGAUUCCCCGACUGAUUUUACAAGUUUGAUUUGUGUUUAAUUUCUACUGAUCAUUCACUUCUGGUGGGUUUAGUGUAAGCGAUAAUGUCUUGCUUCCCUGUAAAAAAAGGGGAAAAAAAAUACGGCAGCUUGUGACUUAGUGCUUAAUCGGGCUGCUAUGCUGGGGAAACUACCUUCGGUCCCCACCAUCUGUCACGUAAUUCAAAUGUUCUUUUUGUUAACUGUGCGCUGUUCGGUAAGACAGCAGCAGCACCCAGCAGCCCAGCAGCCGCGGCUAGCAAAAUCCCGGAGGGUUCGCAAGGAAGGCUUCGCUUUAAAACUGUAGCUGACAGCUUGGAAACGUAGGUAACAUUUGUUUUCCUCACAAAACCAGCAUGUAUGGUUUUGUUCGCUACAGUAUGUAGCUAGUCAUUUCAUCUGUCGUUGUGAGGCAUAUUGAAAACGCGGGUGUGUGCCGUGUUUGAAGCGAUCAACAUCAACAGACAGAGGAAGAAGUAGAAGUGGAGGACCAGAGAUGGCUGCCGUUCCCACCGAAAACGCGACUGUUUCUCAAGGGCAGAAGAUCAACGACGGGGUCUCUCGGCGGCCACGUUCCUCAAGCAAGCGAUGCGUCUGUUGGGUAGUAGCUGCCUUGCUGAGCGGCUGCCUCAUCACUGCCUUGGCGGUCUUUGUGCUCCUACCAGUCGUUUCAAGAUCUGGCACUAAAGCACCAAGAGGCUGCCUCAUCGCGAGGACCGCGAACGGUUACGCCAAGGGAAGCCUACUUCAGUUCAAGAUCAACGGCACAUCGUACAACUCCGUCGCCUUCUACGGCAUCCCGUUCGGCGCCUCGACGACCGGAGACGGGCGGUUCGCUGAGCCCCGAUGCGCCCAGCCCUGGCACGACCUGUUCAACGCCACGUACAAGCGACCCCCCUGCGCCCAGUCGGACACGCAUUUUGGUCGCACUUACUUCAUCGACGCCUCGAACACCACCGAAGACUGCCUGCACAUCAACGUCUGGGUGCCCGGCAAAUGCGUGACCGACCUGUUGGGCGGCGAAAACCACCGCGCCGUCGUCUUCUGGCUCUUCGGUGGCUCCUUCGUGGGCGGAGGCAACAGCUACGACUUCUACGACGGCCGCUUCGUGGCAGGCUUGGGAGACGUGCUCGUCGUCACGCCUAACUACCGGGUGACGUCCUUCGGCUUCCUCAACUCGGGAACGGGCCGUGAAGUUGCGGGCAACAUGGGGCUGUACGACCAGCUUCUGGCGCUCCGCUGGCUUCGGGAAAACGUCCACUGGUUUGGCGGCGACCGUGACCGCAUACUAAUCGCCGGACAGAGCGCCGGCGCCAUCGCGUCCUCCAUGUUGAUGGCGAGCCCGAUAAUGUCGCAGUACGGCCCGUACCGCAGGGCGUUUCUCAUGAGCGGCUCGGCGUACGUUCCGCUGCCCCCGAACAAGGGACCCAACGCGGGAUGGAGCUUCUCGCGCCUGGCCUCCAACGCCGGCUGCCAGUCGGCGCGCGUCGCCGACGCUGUGCACUGCCUCCGAAACCGGAGCGCGCCGGAUAUCUUGAAGGCCACCAAGAAUAUUUCUCUGUUUUUCAUGCCAUCCUUCGAGGCGCCCCUAUUUCCUGGCAAGAUGGACUCUCUCGAACGGCGGUUCGUAGCGGCCCGAGCGCGGGACACACUGAUCUCCAACGUGGCGAUGGAAGGGGAGGCCUUCUUUCAAAUGCUCAUGCCACACAUAGCAGGUACGCAAAAAAAGAUCACGGCGCAAGUGCUGAAACAAACUUUUCCUUAUUUGUUCGGCGACGCGUCGGACUCUGUGAUGGAGUUGGUCAUUCCUUUCUUGAAGACCGUGUACGACCUUGAAGCCCCCAACCACCGCGGUUGGAUACAGGUUAUCGGUGACACCAUGUUCCGUUGCCCCGUUGCUUCCUUCGGGAAAAGUUUGGCCACCCUGGGAAAGAAUGUGUACUACUUGCAGUACACGCCCAGACCUUCUUUUUCCCCGUUUCCCGGAGAAAAUGCGACGCACGGAGACGAUGUGCCAAUGCUGUUUGGGCUCCCGUACACCUACCCGCACUUGGCUACUGACGAAGACAGGGCGAUGUCCUACCGCAUGAUCACGAUGGUGUCCAGCUUCGCAAAAGACGGGUCUCUCCCAAGCCUGGAGGACGGGAGUCCCUGGCCGCUCUUCUCGAAGGCUUCCAACUACUCGUUCGUCGACCUCGCACACUCCGGGUUCACGCUUGGCGGCACCACUCCCGAGUGUCCCUUGCUAGAGAUCAUGAGGAUGAUCUUGAACCCGGACAAGUCGGACCGGCGAGCUAUCGACAGUGCUUGGACGCCCGAAGUCGUCAGCUUGGCACUGGACAUGCUUGCCGCGAUACCGGCGCGAGCUCUUGAGAUCGCCGCCACCACUCAUGCCCAUGCUUACAAAGGCCAAUGAAUAUGCCAUACGCUCGAACCCUCCAGUGUUCACUGCGCCUUUCGGGGUGUUAAAAAGCUAUCAGCUUGCAACACGUUGUGCGUCGUUGAUGAAUUGCCCAUCUGAGGGGCGUUUGUUUUCAUUACAGUGGUUUCACCAAGAUAAAUUGCAAAGAAUAAGGGCAA